Epinephelus lanceolatus (giant grouper) is the source of this 1440-nucleotide messenger RNA. RefSeq names its product family with sequence similarity 221 member A (gene fam221a). The record is from RefSeq and is a predicted model, not a curated record. Lineage: Eukaryota; Metazoa; Chordata; Actinopteri; Perciformes; Serranidae.
CUCUCGAAUUAACGCAAUGAAGAAAGCAAUAAUUUGAAGGAAAGGUAAUAUUAUAUGCAUUUUAAUGGUUAACCGUUAAGACAAAGAUUUAUACAGUUUGAAUUAAAACAAUAAAACCAAUUCCUAAAGUGCUAACAGCGUCCGCUAGAGGGACGACUACAACAUUUCCAUGGCAACUGCUGUAGAACAACAUAAGUUGUUUGCUGUGCAGCUAUCAGUUUUGGACUUUUGACAAUGGAGGUAGUAUCUCUCGAUAUAUCGGCUUUACAAGCAGUGGAUGACUACUGGGAGUACAAAAGGAUUGUGGGCGAUGAUGAUGGAGGAAAACUGUUCACUCCAGAGGAAUAUGAGGAGUAUAAGAGGAAGGUGCUCCCCCAACGAAUAAAAAACAGGCUGUAUGUGAGCUUUGGGGUCCCAGGAGGAAUUGACUGCAAACUCAUUGGUCCUGAGACACAGUGUUUCUGCACACAUAGGUACAAGCAGCAUAAGACCGACUUUAAAGUGGUUCCCUCUGAGCGACCCCUGGCCCUACCCUGCCAGGUCAAUGGAUGUCACUGUCCUGCCUACCAGUAUGUUCCCAAAAUUGGGCCAAACCCUGUCCGCUGCAGGUGUAAACACUUACCUCAGGAUCACAGUGAAGCUACUGGCCAUUUGUGCAAAAAGUGCAGUUCCUGUUCUGGGUUCCAGAGCUCCUUCACCUGCGGGUGCAGCCAGCCCAGCUCUGCCCAUCAGACCCUGGUUGAGACAAAGCUAGAGAGGGAGGCACACAGUUGGCCCAUCGGCAGGGAUGUCCCAUAUGCUGCCAUGGGGGGACUGACAGGGUUCAGCUCCUUGAUCGAUGGUUACCUCGCUUUGGAAGCCAGCAGCUCAGAUCAAGACAGAGAAGAUGGCUGCCAGCAGAGAUGCUCUGCAUCAAGGAUCAAAGAAACGUCUGCUAAAGCAUCCAGCUCCGCUCGCUUGAAGUGUCUGUCUUUGUCACUGUCGUGACAUGCGGGGAUAAUCAACUGUCAGCAACAGCGGUGAUUAAAUGUCUUCUCACAACUAAACAAUUAACUGACAAUGUAUUGAUCCGAUCAGAGCGUGGGGAGCAUUCGUAUGAUGAUCCAGAUUUCAAAGUUUGACACAGUUGUUUGUUAAUUUUAAUGGUGGAUUUAUCUCAUUUGAAAGUAAAGCAUGAUUAGGAGAUCUUAUCUAUGUUAUUUUCUAUGAUCUGGCUGCCAUGUGAGCUGCAGAAAUACCAUGCAUAAACUCAGGGUAAAUAUAUUGAAUUACUGGUUCAUACACAGUUCAGCAUGGGAACACGUGGUCAUCGCUACGAUUUCCUCACAGUCAUAUUUUAUACCCUCACUAACCCAGAUUUUAUUUAUUGCUGUUUUCUAGCAAUGCUUUGAAUUUGUCUCUUAAUACAAGCUCCAUAAACUGGUCAGUUUACACAUCUGA